Messenger RNA from Pyricularia oryzae 70-15, 2660 nucleotides. RefSeq lists its product as uncharacterized. Gene Ontology annotation, molecular function: methyltransferase activity. Lineage: Eukaryota; Fungi; Ascomycota; Sordariomycetes; Magnaporthales; Pyriculariaceae. The record is from RefSeq and is a predicted model, not a curated record. The coding region runs from base 593 to 1732 and encodes 379 amino acids. The transcript is spliced from 10 exons.
GCUGUAAUUACUCAGGUUGUAGACAGAUAAGCGAACCUUGUAGAGAUUUUAAAAAAUGAUUGAUUGACAUGCACAGCAAAUAAGCUACCUGCCUCACUACUAGCCUAGAGUCUAGUUUUGGUAGCAGCCAUGCAUGCAUGCACUUGGUCAUAAUGGAACAGGGAGUCUCCGGGGUUCAUGGUCGCUCGCCCCCUUAUUCAUAACCUACCGUUGGAUUUUUUAUUUUAUUUUUCUGCGCUCGGGGGUUUUCCUCGCUCUGUUUUUCGGUUCAUCGUUUUUUUUAUUUUUUUGUUUUUUCGAGCUAAAUGGCCGAUCACCCGAUUCCGAACGCAACGCAAGGUCAGCACGAAUUUGGUGACUUUCUGCUAAACCACGAUUACUACGCACAAAAAGGAUGGAUGAUCCUGUCACGUCCUCGUCUGGUCUCGGUGGCAGCUUCUGAGGCAACCUUGCUGCCAUCUUGAGAUUAGACUGAGCAGUGACGUCCUGUGUGGGUAUAACACAUUUUUACCAAAAAUCGACCUGUCUGGCCUUCGCCAAUCCCACCUUGGAACCUAGAUCUAGUGCCGAUUUCGCGUCUCUUCAAACCACCAUGGCAGACGAGCCUAGGCCAGAGCACGAGGUCGGCCAAGGAAUAGGUUCCUCGGUUGGUAAAGAUACCACCGAUCCCACAGAAGUACCUCCUUCCCCAACGGAUCAACCGGUUCAGCCAGUUCAGCAACCCCACGGCAUAUACGCUGGUGGCGUUGGCGAUGGUGAUGGCAGUGAUGUUGGCGAUGACGACGAUGAUGGAGACGCCGACUCUGCACUCGAUGUACGAUCCAUAGGGACGGUCAGCGACUCCCUGACGUCGAGCAUCCUGAGGUUCCGCGUGGAGAAUGGUCGGACGUACCAUUCAUACAAAGACGGUUCUUAUUUCAUGCCAAACGAUGAUAGAGAAAACGAACGAUUGAAUCUGCAGCACAACCUGUGCAUGAUGACCAUUGGCUGGAAGCUGUACAUAUCCCCGAUCGACCAGAGGCCUGUCAAUCGAGUACUUGACAUCGGCUGUGGUACCGGUGUCUGGUCCAUGGAGUUUGCCGAUGACCAUCCAGAGGCUCAUGUCAUUGGCAUUGAUCUUAGUCCAAUACAGCCUAGCUUCGUUCCUCCAAAUGUUAGUUAUUACAUUGACGACGUAGAGGCCGAGUGGACAUACAGCACACCUUUCGAUUUUAUUUUCACCCGAAUGAUGCUGGGCUGUAUCAGGAACUGGCCAGAAUUCUUUCAGCAGAGUUUUGAUAAUUUAACACCUGGCGGCUAUUUGGAAAGCUUUGAGCCUGUCUUUCCAGUACGCUGUGAAGACGACACUUAUCCGCAAGAAUGUGCCCUUCGCAAGUGGUUUGAUCUCUUAGAUGAGGGUACGAAAAAAGUUAGGUCUGAGCUCCCUCCGUUGGAGGUGCAGAAACAAAGACUAGUCGACGCCGGCUUCGUCAACAUUGUGACGAGGGAGUACAAGUGGCCGAUGAACACUUGGCCGAGCGACAAGAAGCAAAAGGAAUUCGGCUCGCUCGUCCUGGCGAACCUGGAAGAAGGGAUCCAGGGCAUGACCAUGGCCAUGUUCACGAGAGUACUCGGCUGGACAAAGGAACAGGUUGAGCUUUUCCUCGUGGAUGUACGAAAGGACAUUCGCAACACCAAUAUGCAUGUUUACUAUCCCAUCGCUGUGAUUUCAGCACAAAAGCCCGAACAAUGACGACGUCUCACAGCCACAGCAAAUAUCUGCACGUCUGUGUUUUCAAGAGUCUCUCUGCUGCGAAGUUGCAGCGGUUUAUCAUCAUCAUAUCUGCGCGAAUACCCAAUAUCCUGAAGAGCCCAUAAUCCCAUUCUUGGGCAUCGAGGCUCAUAUCCAGCAGCUUUUGAAGAGGGCCAGAGUCUUGUCUUGGUCCCAAGAUAGAAAUAUCAACGUUGAUGCCACCUCGCAUUUCUCUCCACGCCUUCGCGAAGCGCAUAUCAGGAUUUAAUCUCAUUGAGCUGCUGGGUUUUCCGCCAAACGGCUUCCAAGGGUAUUCGUCGGGCUUACACCUAUCCCAGUCACCCUUUGGUGUUGCUUGGAUGACAUCACCAUCCCCAGAGAAUUUGGGUGGAGGGGGGACCACGCCGUCGUUCAAGUAUGCCUUAAUUUUGCACAUGGUGCAUAAGGAUACAGAUGCAAUGGAGCAGUGGCCUUCGCUCUGCUGCUCCAGAAACCCAGCGUCGACGAAGCGGCGGCUCAUGGCGAGCCCAUUCUGCAUUGGCGUGACAGGAUCAAAUGUGUUGGAAACAAAGAGGAUGGGGAACGCCGUUUUGAUGGCUGGCCCGCCUUCCUGUGGCAUCGUCGUGUCUAGGUCGAAGUCGGGAGGGUCGACAGGAUUUAUUCUCCACCCGUUGCAUCCUGCCAUUUGCAACGCCCACUGUAAUAGAAGGGUGUUUGUUUUGUCAGAGGUUCCAGCUUGUAAUUUUUGAAAGUGGGAACGCUUACAUAGUCAGCAAACUUAGAGGUCUCGGCCAGCUUCUCGAAAGAUUCUCGCAAGUCGGCUAAAGACUCAUUCCACUAUAAAAGGUGGCUUGUUUAAUGACAUAUAUUUCACUUGAUCAGAGGGCCUGAUGAACAAGUUAGGUUGCAAAAAGCUACUACUGAAUGA